AUGGGAGAAGAAUUAAUUUUGAAAAUUUUAGAUGUAAACCCCUUAACUUCAUUAUCAAGUGUUGGUAAUAUCAUAAAGCCUACAGGAGAAUGGUUAACAAAAGAAAGAGAAACAAAAAUCUUGAUAGAUUUUGGAAAUGCUAUAAUAACUCAAAUAUCUAUAUGUAUUUAAAUUUAACUUAAUUAGAAUAGAGAACUUUAAUGCAGAUCAAGUUAAUAUAACAUUAAAAGGAGAAAAUUGUGAUGAUCUUUAUUUUGAUAAAGUAAUUUGGAAGAAAAAUGCUGAAUGGAAUGAAAAAUGUAGUAUUGAAAUAGAACCAGAAUCAUAAUAAGUAUUCUAUUAAAUGAUGGUUGAAGUCUUAAAUUAUGGUUAAGAAGUUUAUAAAGGUUUAAAAAGAAUUAGGGUUUUUGGAAUUUAAGAUGAGUAAUUGUAUAAUGAGCGGAAAAAUAAUGUGAAAUAAUUGAAUAAGUAAUCUAAGAAUAAAUAAUAACAUAAAAGAGAUUCAUAAGAGAAGAAUGAUUAAAAAGAGAAGUAAUAAAAAAUUAAAAUAAUUGAAUCCUCAAUCAAAAAAAAUAAUUAAUGGGGAUAAUAUAAUAAAGUUUAAAAUCAAAAUACUAAAGAGUUUGUAUUUAUAGAUCCAAGAGAGAAAUUGAGGAAUAUUCACAAAAGUCCAUCUCCUAUUAAAGAAGAAAUUAUGUAAUUUAAUUAAAAUACUAUUCAAACACCUAAAUAAUCAGAGUCAUCUAUAAAACAUGGGUGUAGUAUUAAUGAAAAAAAUAUGAUUAAAUACAAUCUUAAUCAAAUUGAUAAAUAAUUUUUAGAGUUACAUUAAGAAUGUAAUAAUUCUAUUUUUAAUUUAAUUUAUAGUAUAAAAAAGCUCUGGUAUUGGGAAAGAAAUGUAACUAAAUUUUGCUAAUUUUGAAGUCUACUGGCUUUAAUGA
Paramecium pentaurelia is the source of this 941-nucleotide messenger RNA. The record is from the annotation of a GenBank genome assembly. Lineage: Eukaryota; Ciliophora; Oligohymenophorea; Peniculida; Parameciidae.